AUGUCCGAGAAGCGACUAGUAGACUACGUGUUUUUGGCUGGUUUACCACAAGACUUUCACUUCGCUUCUAUAGAAAAAACAUCAAAAACCACCAAUGUCAAACCUACAAAAUCUCAAAAUAAUAAAAGUGUUUCCAGUACUCCACAUAUUAGUGGUCGUAAUGUUGACAGGUCAACUGAUAAUAGAAUAACAACUAAUGGCGACGAAGGAAACGUCCGAGUCGCGGAUGCUGAUACACUUUUUGAGGGUAUCGCGGAUGCUGCUACACUUUUUGAAAGUAUUCGUGCCAGUAUUAUUAAAUUUGACAGUGAACGUGACGAUUUUUUAAAGUCACUCGGACGUAAUAGUGCUCGUGAAUCGGGAGGGAAGGGUAAUGCUGGCAUUGGAAAUGAAAGCGUAUCAAAAAAUCGAACCUCAAUACUUCCUACCACUGGCAUAUUUCGCAAUGGUUCGAUACUGUCAACAAAAUUACGUAAAAAUUUGGACGAAGGCUUUUCAGAAACUGAUUCUUUUUCGUCUUCAUCAACUCUAAAAAAUAAUACACCGGUACAUGAAAAUUCACAGCACCGAAUGUCAUAUUUAAAUGUAGCACCGCAAGCUCCUACUUCGAAAGGAAAUAUUCCAGAAGCAACUGAACAUCCACUUAAGCAAAAGUAUUCUCCUCGAUUGCUUUGUCGAUAUCCUAAAGAAGAUUAUUCGAAAGAGGAGCAUUUUCCAGCAUAUAUACCCAUGUUUUGCUUUCCUAAUGAUAUAAUUAUUCGUGAAAGUGAAAGUGUCCCUCCAACUACGUUUCACGGAUUUGUGAUGACACAAGAAGAUGGUUCAAAACGUUAUGGCGUGUGUCUUACGACAUACGAGCCAUUGCUCGAACAUCUGGUUAAUGAAGUUGACAUACUGCACAAAGAAUGGUGCACCAAAAAUAUGGCUUCUAGUAAGAUAGAAUACGCAAAUUCUUUAGCUGAAAAGAUACGGUUUGAAAAAGAACGAGUAGAUUUAGCUCGUAAAAAAUUAGAUUCAGAAUCGCCUGUUUUGACUAUAGCUGAAAGAGAAGAAGUUGAGCAGGAAAAAGCAGAAGCAGAAGAAAAGAUAGCUUUAUACAUAGAGCUUUUACAACCGAUAAAAUCGGGAGUCGUUGACUUAACUAAAUUGUGGAUGCCAAAAUGUAUUGGAGUGAUUAGCCAUCUUCCAUGGCAUGAUGUAUUAAAAGAUUGGCUAUGUGCAGUAACAAUGCCCAUGAUAGAUGGCUUAAAAUCAAAAAAAUUGGAAGAUUUACCUUUGGAAAGAUAUAUUGUAAACUUAGUCCAUGAAGUUCCCGUUCCUCCACCCGGCAAAUCGCAAGUUGCGAUUACAGUUAACGAUAUGACAUUCUUUUGUGGACGACCUGCUUUAAAUCAAAUUCCUAUAAUGAACGAUGUUGCUCUGGCCGAAGGAAAAAUUUUACUAAUUUCAUCGUAUCCCGAUAUGCUAUUUUUGGUAGCGCAUUCGAUAACUUAUCUCAUGUAUCCUUUAAGUUGGCAAGGAGUUUUCAUUCCAAUCUUACCUGCACGUCUUAUGGCUUGUCUUCAGGCACCUGUUCCCUAUAUAAUGGGAAUUCAGCGGCAGUACAAAGGAAUGGACCUGCUUCCCGAAGAUGCGUGUAUAGUCGAUUUGGACAAAGAUACACUGAUGAUGGCACAACCGCCUCCACAAAUACCACCCCGUCAAAGAAAGAAAUUGCUUCAAGCAUUAGAAGCAUAUGCACCCUUACACUCACAUUACGCUACUCCAUACGGUGUGCCUUUGUACGUGCAACAAGCUUAUCCUAAUGGAAGAUUCACGCCUCUCUGUUCAAAAUCAAAAAUUUUCGAAAAGAAUAGUCGAAUCACUUCUGUUAUAGGUGCGCCGGCUCGAGCUGUUCCGCUUGCUCCUUCAAUGACAGGAUUUUACGAUAUGGGUGAAACCGGAUCACCGAAAUUUGCCUCAGCAGAUUCAUUUCCACGGAUUAAUUCAUUGACUGGAGCUGCUGGAUAUCCUAUGCAACGAAGAAUGUCAUCUUUUUCUGGGGCUGCUAGUGUGUAUGAAGGUCGUGAGGGUAGUCUUAAAAGUGAAAAGGGAGGAAAAGUGAUGAGUAUUUCUGAAUCUUUAAAAAAGAAUAAGAAUCGUUCGAGCACGCUUACUGCAUUAAAUCGAAGUAGUUUAUUAGUCAUGAAUCGGAAUGGUCCAGGACAUGCACACAAAUUAUCUAGUGAUGUAAUCAGCUUACCGCAAACAACCAACUCGUCACAAUACGAUAGUGAGUCACUCUUUUCAGCUGAUGGCUGGAGUGUAAUGGUUGAUCCUUCAGAACGAAUUCCUACCGAAAAAGAAUUUAUAUCAAGAGAAGGACAUCUAAUGGUUGAAAUACCAACAGAAGGCAAUCCUAAUGGUCAACCAGGAAUGAGCACAUGGAUGUUGGAAGGUCUUGCAUGUGGAAUAUGUCAAAAAAGUUUGGGUCUGAAUGUUGUGUUCAAAUGCGAAGGGUGCUCUAUGGUUGCUCAUGAUGAUUGUCUUUCCGAUAUAACGCACCCGUGCAUUCCAGCCUGCUUCAAUGAAGCCAAAGUGCAAGAUUCAUUUAUACGUGUUUUCGCUUCAUUAUUGCGAAAUUAUCGGGCAUACAUGCCAAAUGGAAAUAUUCGCAAUAACGGGAAUGGCAAGAGUGUUAUUAGUGAAACAAGCAAAGACCUUUGUGAAGACGAAUUCUUUCAAAAAGAAAUAUUCUUGAAAAAUGUUGACCGAGAAGCAAAGCCAUUCCUCUCUUGCCUAAUGGAUUCACAAGCAUUUUCUCAGUUUAUACAUGAGCGCCUAGCGCGCCCAGCAGAUGACCCAGAAAUAUUAUUUUUUGAUGAAAGUAUAACUGCAAAAUUAAACCGAUCAAAACUUAAACUCUCCAAAGAAGCUACUCGAUUUUUGGAUGACGCUUCAUAUGCAAUAUCAGAAACAGUACGAGCAAUGGAGCCUGAUGAAGAAGGACUUGAUAUAUUUGCUAUCGAUUCUCGGCGGAGUAACCUUCCAUCAACUUUUGACACGCGGUUAAUGUACGAACCGCGUCCUAAACAAAAUUCUCGUGGCAUUACGGCAUUAACGAUAUAA
Messenger RNA from Ambispora gerdemannii, 3108 nucleotides. The record is from the annotation of a GenBank genome assembly. NCBI's taxonomy places the organism in Eukaryota, Fungi, Glomeromycota, Glomeromycetes, Archaeosporales, Ambisporaceae.